AUGUUUUUUGAAAAACAUAACUUAAAUAAUAAUAAUAUAGCCUUAAUAGAACAUGAAUGUGGUGAACCUCAGAAUUAUAUGACGUAUGAAAUUUUUUUUAAAAAAAUAUUAUCUUUUAGUAAUUGUUUGAAUAAAAAUGAAGAAUUUAAUAUUCCAGAAAAAGCAUAUAACGAAGAAAUGAAUGAUGGGAAAUUUAAGUUAUUAGGUUUAUAUGGUAGUAAUUCUAUAAAUUGGUUAAUUAGUGAUUUGGGAGCUAUGCUUAGUGGUGUUACUACAUUAGUGAUGCAUUCAAAAUUUAGUACAGAUGUAAUUGUGGAUAUAUUAAAUGAAACACAAUUAGAAUGGCUAUGUUUGGAUUUAGAUUUAGUUGAAGGUUUAUUGAGACGUAUAAAUGAAUUGCCACAUUUGAAAAAUCUUAUAAUUUUAGAUACUGUAGCUAAACAAAGUAUGAUAAAUUCUAAUAAUGAAAAGGGGAAAAAAAAAUCUAAUUUAAAAAAUAAAGAGAAUUUAAAUAAUAUAAAUAAUAAAAAAGGAAGUGAAUUAUCCAAAACGGUGGGAGAUGUAAAUUUAGGUCCUAUACAAUAUGAUAAGGAAAAAUUAGCAAAGAUUAAUGCUUUAAAAGAAAAAUUUAAUAAUUGUGGAAAGAAACUAAUAUUACUUGAUGAUAUGACAAAGAAAGAAACUACAAAUUUUAAUAUUAUAAAUGAGGAUCCUGAGUUUGUUAUUUCUAUUGUGUAUACAUCAGGAACAUCUGGAAAGCCUAAGGGUGUAAUGUUGAGCAAUAAAAAUUUAUAUAAUCAAAUAUAUUCCUUAUAUAAUCAUAGUGUAAGAAAAACAUAUAGUUUUCAAUAUCAUUUAUCUUAUUUACCAAUAUCACAUGUAUUUGAAAGAACAUUUGCGUAUAGUAUCAUAUUGUUUGGUGGAACAUUAAAUAUAUGGAGUAAGGAUUUAAGUUAUUUUUCCAAAGAUAUAUUUAAUUCAAAAGAUUUUAUAAUGGGAGGAGUACCUAAGGUUUUUAGUAGAAUGUAUACUAAUAUUAUGACAGAAAUUAAUAAUUUAUCUCCUAUUAAAAGAAGAAUUAUAAAAAAGAUUAUAUCUCUACGUAAAUGUAAUAAAAAUGGAUGCUUAGGUAAUUUUCUCGAAAAUAUUUUUCAUGUAUCAAGAAAAAUAAAAGAGAAAGUUAACCCCAACUUACAAAUUAUAUUAAAUUGUGGUGGGAAAUUAUCGGCAGAUGUUGCCCAGGAAUUAUGUGCUUUAUUAAAUAUCAAUUAUUGUCAAGGUUAUGGUUUAACAGAAACUGCGGGUGGUGUAUUUGGUACUAAUGAAGGAGAUUUUAAUUUUGAAUCAGUAGGAGGACCUAUUGCUGCUAAUACAAAAUAUAAAGUAAGGACAUGGGAAACAUAUAAAGCAACAGAAACAUUGCCAAAAGGAGAAUUAUUAGUUAAGAGUGAUUCUAUAUUUAAAGUAUAUUUUUUAGAAAAGGAAGAUACCAAAAGGUCUUUUACUCACGAUGGUUAUUUUAUAACAGGAGAUGUGGUUCAAAUUAACAAAAAUGGUUUUAUAACAUUUUUAGAUAGAUCAAAGGGUUUGGUUAAAUUAUCUCAAGGAGAAUACAUCGAAACGGAUUUAUUGAAUAAUUUAUAUUCACAAAUUUCUUUUAUAAACAAUUGCGUUGUUUAUGGUGAUGAUUUAAUUGAUGGUCCACUAGCCAUUAUUUCAGUAGAUAAAAGUUUAUUUUUCAAACAUUUAAAAGAAGAUAAUGUAUUAGAACAAUGUGGUGUUACUGAGAAGAAUUAUGUGGAUAAAUUAAUUGAUGAAAAUAUAAACAAUAAUAUUUUUGUUGAUUAUGUUAAAGAAAAAAUGUUGGAAGUUUAUAAGGAAACAAAUUUAAAUAGAUAUAAUAUUAAUAAUAACAUAUAUUUAACUUCAAAAACAUGGGACACGAAUAAUUAUCUUACUCCAACAUUUAAGGUAAAAAGGUUCCAUGUAUUCAAAACGUAUGCAUUCUUCAUUGAUGAGGUUAAAGAAAUAUAUAAAAGCAAAUUAAAAGGAAAUACUAGAUCAAGUACGAUUAGUGAUAAAGUUGUUGCAGUAAAAGAUACAAAAAAUUGUAAAGAAACAUUGAACAAGAGUGAAAAUAAUGAUUUACACAAGUCAAAACCAAAGUAUCCUGAAAAAAAUUUAGAAAAAAAGGAAGAAAUCACGGAA
Messenger RNA from Plasmodium gaboni, 2208 nucleotides. Its product is annotated as acyl-CoA synthetase. The annotation marks the transcript as partial. Lineage: Eukaryota; Apicomplexa; Aconoidasida; Haemosporida; Plasmodiidae. Gene Ontology annotation, molecular function: long-chain fatty acid-CoA ligase activity. Gene Ontology annotation, cellular component: membrane; endoplasmic reticulum. The transcript has a single exon. The record is from RefSeq and is a predicted model, not a curated record.